UUGUUCGUUUAUACCAUUUAGUUGUGCAGCUGAUUCCGAGCGAGAAGCCUCAAACUGUUUCCUUCAAAAAGUGGUCUUCCAGGAAAGUGGCACAUCUUCGCAUCUGGAAUAGUUGAAAACCUUGUAUUCAGUAUGGGUCAGAACGAAUCAACGUCAUCGGGAAAUGCAGGAGCAAGCGCAACCGGAACUAUCACCCCUGCUAACCCUUUCGACAAGGAUGCAGACGCCACGGCUCUUUACGAAGCUAUGGCCGGAUUUGGUACGGACGAGGAAGCCAUCAAUGCCAUCCUUACCAAGAGAUCAAACAGUCAAAGACAGGAGAUCAAGGAAGCUUUUAAGCUCAAGUACGAGAAGGAACUCGUUGACUGCUUGAAGGAUGAACUGAGUGGGGAUUACAGAAAGACCAUCAAUGCCAUGAUGGCCGAACCUCCCGUAAUGAUAGCGCGAUGCAUCAAAGAAAUUUGCGAAUGUGGAGGUGAUGACAUGGAGAAGGCUUUACUCGAGAUCAUCUACCCAUUAAAUCCAAAUGAUGUGAUGGCUAUCGCCGCUGCAUAUAAAGAGACUUUCACCACUGACUUGACCGAAGAUGUGAUGAAAGCUGAUGAUAAGGGAGCGUUCAAGAAUGUGAUCGGUAACAUCCUAGUGGGGGAACGUUCAACUGCGGUACUGCCAAACAUGGUCCAAGCAGCUGACGAUGCUGCUUACUUUUUCAAAACGAAACCAGAGGAUUGGCAGCUGCCUAAUGAACGCGUCGAGGAACUCUUCGGCAAGGCCAGUAUCACCCAGCUGAGUCAAACCUUCGCCCAAGCCAAUGCGCAAUUCCAGGCCAACAAGCAGAGUUUGGAAACAGUUGUAAAGGGUAGUAAAAUGGCUGAAAAUCAGAAAGCUGCCUUCAGUAUUAUUUUCGAGAGUAUCCACCAGCCGAUCCUCUUCUACGCUGACUCUCUGUACUACGCGAUGAAGGGAUUAGGUACCAAUGAUGAUAAACUCAUUCGAAUCGUCGUGGGCAGAUCUGAGAUCGAUCUGGCUUCUAUAAAGGCGUUGUUCAUGGAGAAGUACGCUACACCGCUAGCUACCAUGGUCACUGAUGAUACCAGCGGAGACUAUAAGAACGUACUUCUUGGUAUUAUCAACGCCAAUGAGACAGCCACCACUCAAUCGGCAACCAACUAGUCAUCGCAUCAACUAGUCAGCACAUCAACUAGUCAUCGCAUUAGUCAGCAAAUCAAAUAUUCAGUACAUCACAAAUUCAUCACAUUUGUUCAGCGCAUCAAUUAGUCAUCAUAUCAAAUAGUCAGAACAUCAAAGAGUCAAUGCACCAACUAGUCAUAGCAUAUCCCAGUCAACUCAUGAACCAAAUAACUAGUCAGUAUAUUAACUAGUCAUCACAUCACAUAUUCGAUGGCGGCACCAAGGGCAGAUGGGGGGGGGUAUGGAGACAUCCCCUAGUUGAAAUGCCCUCCCCCCCUCAUUUGUCCCGGGGUGAACUCUGAAAAAUGAAUGAAGGGGAAACGAAUGGAGAGUAAUCCGCCUAUGCACACCUUCAUUUCAAUAUGCUCUCGAUUAGCCUUAUCACUAUAAAACAUCCUACGCUACAAAUAAUUGUCACAUCAACUACAACUAGGGGCGGAUCCAGGAUUUUCUAAAAGGGGAGCACAUUUUCCGAUGAAAAUUUGACCAAAUUUUUUUUUUUUUUUGGGGGGGUUCACCUAAAAUCGGAGGUCAUUUUCUUGGCAGAAAAUUUGAAAAGCAAAAGAAAGAAAACAAAAUGUCCUCACUUUCAAAGGGGGGGGGACAAUUGGGUAAAAGCGGUUUAUUUACAUUAAAAAUUUUAAUUAGGGCUCUUAAAAGGGGGAGCACGGAUUGGCUGUGCCCCCCUCCCCUGGAUCCGCCAGUGACUACAACUUAUUCAUCAUUUCAACCAGUCAUCACAUCAAAUAAUCAUCAUAUCAACUAGUCAGCAAUCGAAUCGGGUCGUGUGGUCCAGUGGUUUGAGCAUUGGACUCGUACUCGCAAGGUUGUGACUCAUAAUCGCAAAGUUGUGAGUUCGAAUCCAACACUGCCAUUGUCUCCACUUUGAUAAAAAGGCCCAAGAGUGAUAUCUGUCGUCUAUU
Messenger RNA from Lytechinus variegatus (green sea urchin), 2114 nucleotides. RefSeq names its product annexin A5-like. Bases 133 to 1173 code for a protein of 346 amino acids. The transcript is spliced from 13 exons. Gene Ontology annotation, cellular component: cytoplasm. The record is from RefSeq and is a predicted model, not a curated record. Gene Ontology annotation, molecular function: calcium ion binding; calcium-dependent phospholipid binding. Lineage: Eukaryota; Metazoa; Echinodermata; Echinoidea; Temnopleuroida; Toxopneustidae.